This is a messenger RNA of Pecten maximus, 789 nucleotides long. Its product is annotated as protein starmaker-like. Bases 1 to 789 code for a protein of 262 amino acids. The record is from RefSeq and is a predicted model, not a curated record. The transcript has 4 exons. NCBI's taxonomy places the organism in Eukaryota, Metazoa, Mollusca, Bivalvia, Pectinida, Pectinidae.
AUGAGCGAAGCGGGAUUUCCAUCCGAGAGCUCUCCGAACGAUGACAAAGAUGCUGAUAUGGAUUCCACUAAGCUGAAUAAUGAUGGACCAACUGCUGAUGAAGAAACAGAAGAAAACAUUGACCAAAAUCUAGAUGAGGAAUCUGAAGAUAUAGCUAGUAAUGCAGAUAGAAGUCAGGAACAGACAGAGGAGACGGAAACAACUGGUGCUGAAGAUGUUGACAAUAAAAUGGAACAAGAGUUGGAGUAUCCAAAAGUGUCAUCAACUGUAGAUGAUACACCCGGUGUAGAAGAAUCAUCACCAGCAGAGGAUACCCCAUAUGUAGAUGAUUCAUUAGCAGUAGAGGAUACCCAUGGUGUAGGAGAUUCAUUAGCAGUAGACGAUACCCAAGGUGUAGGAGAUUCAUCAACAGCAGAGGAUACUCCAGACAUAGGAGAUCCUCCAUUAAUAGAGGACACACAGGGUAAAGAAGAAUCAUCGGCUGUAGAGGAUAUACCUGUCAUAGCAGAUUUGGUAUCGAUGGAUUCAUCAGCAGUGGAAGAUUCAUCUGCAUUAAAGGAACCACCAGCAAAAGACGACCCAAUUAGACUUGUUGAAGAAGAUUCUCCUGUAGUAGAGGAUUCAUCUGCAGAAACCAAUAAUAACGAAAAUUUAGGAGGUACUGAUGCUGAAAAUUUUGCAGAAAACGAAGAUCCAAUUAUGCCUGUUGAUGAAGCAAGUAACAUGAAUGACAGUUUAUCAGAUGAAGCAGAUUUGAAAAAAACAGAUGAAUAUGAGAAGAAGACCUAA